Molecule: messenger RNA, 1990 nt
Organism: Arachis stenosperma
Lineage: Eukaryota; Viridiplantae; Streptophyta; Magnoliopsida; Fabales; Fabaceae
Product: phosphatidylinositol 3,4,5-trisphosphate 3-phosphatase and protein-tyrosine-phosphatase PTEN2A-like
Exons: 6
Coding region: 1359-1772 (137 amino acids)
Biological process (GO): dephosphorylation
Cellular component (GO): cytosol
Molecular function (GO): phosphatidylinositol-3,4,5-trisphosphate 3-phosphatase activity
Source: RefSeq, a predicted model, not a curated record
GCUUUUCUUAAACUUGUUUUACCUUUCAGAGUUGUUAUAAAUCGAUAUUAAUGCGUAGAUAUAUUUUUGUGAUUUCGUAAGUCUUAUGAAUUGAAUUGAGUUGCUUUGGAUGAAUGAGAUUAUUAGUUUGAUUGGUAAACUCGACUGAGAAAGUUAGAUAUUUGAAUUAGUUGAUUGAUGCUGUUAAAGUGGUUUUCUUUGAAUUAUCUGAGAAGAUUUAUUAUUGAAUUUUAGGUUAAUUUUGGAAACGGUUUGAUUUUAGAAAAGAUUUAAUAUUAAAAUUUGAUUUGAUAUUAAACCCGAUUUAAUAUCGGAAUUUGAUUUUAAAAUAAAUUUGGAAAGGGCUUGAUAUUUGGAAAUGGGUUAUUUAUUGAGAAUGAUUUGCUAUUUUGGAAAUGAUUUGAAAAGUGUUUGAGGAAUGGUUUGGUUUGAAACUGUUUAAGAAGACCGAGAAUUCUUAAUUAUUGAUUGAUGCUGUUGGUUGAAGUUGGUUUCAAUUCCGAUUUAUAGGAUUGGUUGGUUGAAUUCUGGAUUUUGUAAUUUUCUCGGAUUGAGUGUUGUUGUGAUAAUGGUUAUUGGAAGUGAAUUGACUGAUUAACAGGUGUUUGGUUUGGUUUGGUUGGGACCCGAAAAGGGUGGCAGUGUCUGAGUUUUAGAGGAGAUGCUGCCAAACUUUUAUAAAAUUGGAAGUUUUAUUUGAAGUAAUUAAUUAAAAAGAUUUGUUUUUUAAACAUUAUAUGUUUCAAGAUUGAUUUAUCUAUCAGAGAAAGAAUUAUGUUUUGAAUUAGGAUUGUUAAUGGAUGGAAUAGAAAGAAGGGUGAUGAUGAUUUUCUUUGAAAUAUGGUUUUUGAAUGAAUUUGAAAAUGAGAUUUGGAUUGAUGAAUGAUGAUGAUGUUGAGAAUGAUGAGAAUGUUGAGAUAUGGAUUGAGAAUGUUGAAAUAUGAUCUUUGAAUUAUUCAUUUGGCUUAUGAAUUUGAAUUAUCUGAGAUACGAGGUUUCCUGGAUAAAGUACCAUGGCUUGCCACCACGUGUACCAGGUUGAAAACUCGAUACUCUGUUGAUCCUACGACGUAAGUGUGACCGGGCACUAUAUAAAUUCCCAGGAAUGUUACCCCCAUUGAGCAAUAUUGAUUAUUUGAGAAAAAGCUAUGCAUAAACUCUUGGGGAUGCACGUCGGGGGACAGUCUAAGGACAAUUCAGACUUGUCGGGUUGGCUGGAUAACCGACAGAUGAGCUUCAUCAGCCAUAGGACAGGUUGAGCAUGUGAUGAUUUUGGCUGCAAAUGAGUUCAUUGAGCUCUUCUGUGAAUUAGUAGUUUCCAGACUCAAUCAUUUCAAAGCAAAGGGAUUGUCUAGCAAAUGGUAGCCAUAAGAUUGGGAAUUGCUUUGGUGCUUCAAAUUGGUUUAGAGAGAGUGAUGAUAAUGAUACUGCCGAGAAGCCACGGGAACGAGGAUAAAUACAAAGUAUAUGAUCUUUGUUCUGAGCGGCUGUAUGAUGCAUCAUUGUUUGAGGGAAAUGUGGCUAGCUUUCCAUUUGAUGACCAUAAUUGCCCCCCACUUCAACUGAUUAUCUCAUUCUGUCAUAGUGCAUAUUCGUGGUUGAAGUUAGAUAUUGAGAAUGUUGUGGUUGUCCAUUGUAAGGCUGGAAUGGCAAGAACAGGGUUGAUGAUUUCCAGUCUUAUAUUAUUUUUAAAGUUUUUUCCAACUACUGAGGAGUCAAUGGAUUACUGUAAUCAGAAACGAUAUGUUGAUGGAAAAGGACUUGUUUACUAGCUAGAAUGAAGGUUGCUAAUUUGUAUUAUUCCCAGUUAGAAGAUCUUAUGUUUGAAGUAAUUUAUUUUUAGAGAAAUAAAUUGUAUUUUUAGAGAAAUAAUUUGUAUUAUUUCUAAAUAGAAGAUUUUAUGGCUGCUAAUUUAUUAUGGCAACCUAAAUCUUGUUUAAGGAUAAUUUUUAUUAUUUAAAAAAAAUUACAUAGUAUUAUUAUGUAUUUA